Menidia menidia (Atlantic silverside) is the source of this 561-nucleotide messenger RNA. Lineage: Eukaryota; Metazoa; Chordata; Actinopteri; Atheriniformes; Atherinopsidae. The record is from the annotation of a GenBank genome assembly.
UUGAAGCAAACUUGGAGUGACAUCAUAUUCCUGCGCCGGUGUCUGGUUCGUACCACAGAGAAGAAAACAUCGGUAGCCUUUGUUAUAAUUUUACUACUCAACAGAGCCGAAAUGCCAAAAGUUAAGAGAAGCCGAAAGCCCCCUCCAGAUGGAUGGGAGCUUAUUGAGCCCACUUUAGACGAGCUGGAUCAGAAAAUGAGGGAAGCUGAAACAGAACCUCAUGAGGGGAAGCGAAAGGUGGAGUCCCUUUGGCCAAUUUUCAGACUUCAUCAUCAACGCAGUCGUUACAUCUUUGACCUGUUCUACAAACGGAAAGCCAUCAGCAGAGAGUUGUAUGAGUACUGUAUAAAGGAGGGCUAUGCAGACAAGAACCUGAUUGCUAAGUGGAAGAAGCAGGGCUAUGAGAACCUGUGCUGCCUGCGCUGCAUUCAGACGCGAGACACCAACUUUGGAACCAACUGCAUCUGCAGAGUCCCCAAAAGCAAGCUGGAAGUUGUAAGAACGGCAGGAUCAUUGAAUGCACCCACUGUGGAUGCAGAGGAUGCUCUGGCUAAGAUGUAG